Molecule: messenger RNA, 9432 nt
Organism: Vespula pensylvanica (western yellowjacket)
Lineage: Eukaryota; Metazoa; Arthropoda; Insecta; Hymenoptera; Vespidae
Exons: 23
Coding region: 538-8682 (2714 amino acids)
Source: RefSeq, a predicted model, not a curated record
AAAGAUAAUAUAUUAUUAUCCGAAUCAUAUUAUUUUAAAUUUGGCACUUUUUAGUUUUGAAAAAUAUCGUGAGUGAGAUCGAUACGUCGUCUGGGUACGCAUAUUAGAAACAUUCGAUUAAAAUUCAUGACGAUAUUAAGUUCGAUUAUCGAACGAGAUUCCCAAAAGAAUAUCUAUCACGACGAACUGUCCGAGACGAAAGCGAGUUUUUUUCUGAAGAAAAAUAAAAAAAAGAACGGUAAUCAAGAUUCAUAUCUUGGAAUAAUUUUCUUCGUUAAAAAAAAAAAAAGAAAAAAACAUUUUUUUAUAUAUACUCGACAUUUUUGUUAACAACAAUAGUGAGCAUCUACAAGUAUAAAAAUAGAUUUGGAUAAUUCGUCUUAACCUCUUAUAAUUAAAAAAAUUUUCUAAAGGAACACUCAUAUGUUCAAAAUUUCUUGGUUGAUAAUAAUAAAUCUCGACAAAAUUGUCGAGUUAACGUUUCAUUUUGGAAAUGAGUUCGAUAAUCGAUCGAAACGUACCACCUGAUAUUUUACAAUGCCACCUAGGCCAAUUCAAUGCUCGCUUAGGAUUAUCUGGAUAAUGACACAGGUGAUUGUUAAUUUAGUAAGUCCUUACACUACGUUGUUACAAUUUUGUACGUAUGGAUCAUCGAUCGAUGAUCAUCAAUUUCCAUAUUUACAUCCAUCCGAAAAUCCUGAUUGUCAAUUCCGAGCGUCUAAACGUGAAUUUUAUGAUCAAACGUAUCAAUAUCAACGAAGAUUUCCGAUUGAUCGAGAACCGUCGAUCGAGAUCAGGGCGAUUUUAGUUCGUUGUUCUGAACCAUCUGAGGAAAUACUCGAAGAACGUGCAGGAAUGAAUUAUAUUAAUAAAAAUGAAACGUUUUAUGAAAAUUUGGAGACGUCCUCAGAUCGUGAGCAAAUUCAAAAUUGUCGUCGAAAGUUGAUCAUAACGUUAAAAUUAAAUAAUGUUGGAAAGACUAGAACGGAAGAAGAAUAUAUAGUAGUCAGUCAUGCUUUAGAUCCGAUUACAAUGCAGAAAUCACGCUUACAGAAUCCUUAUGUUAUUAAAGUUCGCCAGGAGUCGGUAUUGCAGUUGUACGGCUUGAAAUUUGAAAGGAUUGUCAAUGCCGAAGCAAAGGAGCAGAUUAUUAACAAUCAACAUGUUAAUUAUACGGGAUGUAACGAUGGUAUAGAAAAUCCUACUUGUGGUCUUACAUAUGAAAAUGGGAAUCUUGUUCCUUUUAGUCAGGGGUUCUGUUGUUCGUGCCAUUCCGAAGUGAAUGCAUCGCGUCAGACAAUGCGAAAAUUGAACGAAUCAGCUGGAAAUUUCUCUUCGAAGAUAGAGACGAAAGACAAAAAGAGAUCAAACAGAUCAAGCAACAGGUCGACGACGUUUUUUAAUGAUUCCAAAUUAUCAGCUGUUGCACAAACAGAUAAAACUGAAAGAAUGAAGGAAGGUCAUUUGAUAUACAGUAGUAGAAGAUUGAAGCAGAAUAAUGUCGGUAAUAAUAUAUCGAAAGUCGAUAAUGAAGGAAACAACAACAAUAAUGAAGAACUCAACGUCGGUAAGAAAGAUAUCAACGUCGAUAAAACAAAUAUCGUCGCAAAUAAUACAGAUAUCAAUGUCGAUAAUAUAGAUCUCUACGAAAAGAGCGAAGACAGAAAUAGGUCGGAGAAUAAAUUGAUAUUAAAAUCAGACUUGAUUAAAGACGAGAAUAUCGAAGACACGACAUCGGCGUUGAUAAGAACAAUUUUAUUUUCUCCAAAAAUGCAAACCAAAGGAAAAAUCGAGCCGUAUAUCGACAGCAUCAAAGAUCAAGCAAUAAGAGAGUCAAGAAAUUUAAACGACAGCGAUAAUAAAGCGUCUAUUAAUUCGAAAAGCUUUGUCGACGAAUCUCGAAUUGUCUCGGAUGUUUUAAAUUCGAAAAAUUAUGAGAAUCGUAUCGACGACAUCAGCAAACGCGAACGUAAAAAUUUAGUGGACGAACUGACCGAAUUGGAGAAGGCAUACGAUGCUCUUAAGAAAAUGAGAAAAUAUAAAAGGAAAAAUCGUAGUACGAGAAAUGUAGAGUUGGCGCGAAAUAUAGAUAAAAAUUCGAAAAGAAAUGAAUUCGUUGACGAUAACAUUGAAAUGAAAACGAAUGGAUUCUCAAAUAAUCCGAAUAUAGAGAAUGCGAUGUAUAAGAGUACGAAUGGGAAAAGCACGAAGGAUUGUUUCGAUUUAAGAAAAAAUGACGAUGAAAUGAGAAAAAAGGAGAUGGAAGAUGAAGGGAAAUCAAAUUCCAGGAAGUCUACGUGUUUGCUUGCUUCUUCGAGAUUGAAGCAGUUUCCAAGACGAUCGUUUCGAACUUCCAAGAAGAUUUAUGAAGAUCAAUCGCGCGAUAUUGAAGUUCCGAGGAAAAUGAAAUUCACUGGGUACUUUACUACAGAGAAUGUUUCGAUUAGUAGUUUCGCUGAAGCGACGACAACGAAAACGACAACGAGGACGAUGACGACGAAGAGGUCGAUAUCGGACAAAUCAGAGACUAAUAACGUUUUCUCGGUCCUUUCAUCCAACUCAUCCAUUAACAAGUCUAGAAACUCUUCGUUUAAUUCUUACGAAAACUACGUGUUUGCACUUUUAACGAGCCUCUUGACAACUGACGAGGAUAUAUCGAUUAAUCCGAAUAAAAACAUUAAUAUGAUAAGUUACAGCUUUGACAAGAAUCCAACGAUCGUUCAUAAACAAUAUAAUAGUUCCAACAGCAGAGGAAAUAUUACAACGGAAGAUCGGAAUAAAUUAUUUAUAUACGCGCAGAAACAUAGUAAUAUCACGAUACUGAUCGACAGAUAUAAGAGAUCUCCAAAGCGUUACGAAAGAUCUACGAAAAGUUUGGGAAGUAAAUCAAAGGAAAAACGAGAAGGAAUUUGUCGAAAGAGAAAUAAUUUUCCAUCGAAGAAAUCUUUCGGGACAAUGAACGAAAAGAAUUUGAUAAAAAUACCUGCUAAUCCGCCUGAAAAUAAAAAUAAUACACGAAGUAUACAAAUAUUUUUGGACGAAUCGUUCAAUGAUGUCAAUGAUAAAUAUAUCAAUUCUACUAUAGAUUUCAAUUCCACGGACAAUCCAUUUUUAAAGAAGAAUAAUGCACAUGGAAAUCACAUCGAUAAAAUUAUCGAAGAGAAAUUUGAUAAAAUAAAGGAACUCUUGAAAGAGGAGCUUUCGGAGGAAUCAAAAUACAUCAACGAUAUAAUGACGAAAUCGAACGUUACCGAAGAUAUUAACGAAAAGAAAUGUAAAAAUGAUGUUAUGAAAAAAAUCGUAAUCGUUAAUAUCCCGUUGGUAAACUUUGUAGAUACUAAUGUUCAGAACUUUAAAGACAAUAGACCUUCCUUAAACAAAGUAAUACGUUCAAAUAAAUCCUCUUUCUCGUUGAAUCCGGUAAAUGGAGUGGAGAAGUCCAUGGAGAGAGCUCAAGAAUCCAGAUAUCGUACAAACGUUCAACCGAGUGCCUGGAAAGCGAGGCAAAUCUCUGAUCUGAUUAUAAGUCGUUCUCGUUUAAAUAGUACGACCGUUGGUAAUCCAAGAAGAAAUGUUGUCUCUUAUCUCGAUCUAGACGAUGCUAAGAUCGCUUUAAAGAAGAUAAAUUCGUCAGGUGACAGAAACUCUGCGUUAAUUUAUCAAACCGGCGAUAACGGUGAAAUUUUUACCAAUGAACAAAAUAUCCUUCGUGGUCUCAAUCGAAAGAAUUUAAUAUAUGAUAACAAUAAACUACUAAAUAAAAACGUUAAGAACGAUCGUAGAAGUACGAACGAGAUAAUAUUCUACGAUUAUAAUUUUGACGACGAGGAUGAUGGCGAUGAUGUUAAUGAGGAAUAUUCGCACGAUCGAGGACGAUCCAUCAGACGAUUAUUGUCGAUCGAUGAUUCGAAUAAUAAUAAUUAUAAUUCACCUAUCGUUAAUUCUUCCUUAGAAUAUGACGAACCCCAGAAUUUUGAAUACGAAGAUUAUAAUUAUCAACAGACCAAUCCAGCCAAUGAAGAAGAUCAUAAUAAUCCUUUGAACGAAAUGUUCGAUCUGGAUAGUGUUACUUCCAAGCAUAAGAUUUCUAUGAACGAUAAAUUACACGAAAAUAUGAACGGCGAUACGAGUGUUUUGAAUGCUGACAAAUAUAUUAAACACAUGGCUAAGUUGAUCGCUAAUCGUAGUAAUUUACGUUCUAAACUGAAUAAACAUAAAACAUUCAACGACGAAUUAAAAAUUGUUAAGAAAGAUGUCAGCGACGAUCCGAUUUAUUCAAAACGUGAUUACAAUUUUAACUUUGAUUCUGGAAGAUCGAACGACGUUAGAAAAAUACGAACGAAUUAUGAUUUUAAUUUGGAAGACGUAAACGACGGAUUCAACUUGAAUCCAAAUCUAAACGAUCAGAUAUCUCCAUUGGACAAUACUGGUCAAAUAUAUCAACCAGAAAAUGAUUUGAAAUACAACAAUCAAUUUCGAUCAAAACAGUCGAGACAAUCUAUAGAAUCUUUAGAUAAUGAUCCGAUCAAUCCAAGACAAGUAGACUAUGAUGUUAAUGAUCAAAAAAAUGAGGACAUUGAUAUUUCUGUUAAUGGUAAUAUUCACGUUGAAGGUGGUAUUAAUGGUCGUCCGAUAUCAAUUGCAUUCGUUGCUGUACCCGACGUGGAAUCAGACCUGGAUACGAUUAACAACGACAGUUACUUCAACGAACAACAAUCUAGUUUGACCGAUGUUAAUGAUCGAAACGAUUCACCGUUCGGUAUUGAAUCUGUGAUAUCUAAGAACAACGAUAAAUAUUUAAUCGUUAACGACAACCAACAAAAUAAUAACGAUAACAAUUUAGCUAGAGAGAAAAAGGAGGCAGAUAGUUCUCAAAUAGAUGACGAUUCAUUUUACGACGACAAAUUAACGAACGGCAAUAUAACGUUUUUCAGAGUAGUACCAGAGAAACCUUGUUUAUCGUCGCCCUUGAAAAAUAACUUCUCUAAUAAUUCAAGUAGUAAUUCUUACGAUUCAAAUUUGUAUAUUCCAUUCUUUAGUAUCUCUGAUCUGAAUCCAUCGGAUACCACUCGUAAGGAGGGUAAAACUGCAGCUAAUAUUGAUUUGACAACCUCAAUAAUAUUUACAUUAGUCAUUGAUACUACUACGCCGGAAUCCACUGAAAAACCGCAAGAUGAAAAAGAAUUAGCUGUACCACCACCACCACCACCACCACCACCAUCACCACCGACAACGACGCCGGCGGCCAUCGUUGAGGAUACUUGUUUCCGAACGAAAGUUACUCUUAAAGAAAUGAAAGUUAAUGAGACUACUUCUACGAAUGUUCCAGUAACUGUUAACGAAGUUCAUUCAACUACUACAACGAACAUUACGAAGUUGGAAGCAUUACUUCGGUCGAGUGAUAUGGCCUCAUCAAAAUUGAAAAAUGAGAUCAACAACUCCCAGAUGCGUUUCAAACAUCUCAUCCGCCCAGAAGAUACAUCCUAUGGAUCGAAUUUAACAGAUUUUAAAACUAAAUGCGACGAUGUCGACGAGGAAAAAGACGUCACUCUUGGUCCAGAUACACGGAAAUCAAUAAUACCGGCUUUGUUAUCAUCGGCGAAUGGCACUCUUGGAAACUCAACUUCUCCACUCGUCGAAUCGAGAUCUGCUAUAAAAGAAAAGAAAACAAGGAGGGAUACUCUUCAGGAUUCCACCUCGAAAUUACUCUCUUCGAUAAAGGCGAAUUCUAAAGGACCGUAUUAUAAAACUUCCUUCAACUCGAAUAUGAAGGAACAACAGCAACGGAACUAUGAAUCAUCUAAAAGUUCUGUUAAACGAUCGCUUUUAAGAGGUCACGAGAAUAACGACAAAUCUUUUCUAUUUUACCCUCACCAGAACCAGCCACAACAUUUUUCUGAAUUGCUAUUGAAAAGAUAUGUACCCAAUGAUACCGGUUCUGUAUUUUCAAUAAAUAAGAGACAAAGAGAAAGAGAUAAAAAAAAGAAGAGAAAGAUCAAUAGUCAAAAUUCAAGCAAUGCGAAGUUUCCUAGACAAGCAUUACGAUCAAAAAUGUCGAUAGAAACUCCGACAAUCGUGAAAAGGGAAAUGAAAAAGAAAAAGAGUCGUGUCAAGUCCAAUAACAAAGCUAACUUAGAAUCCCUGUUUAAAAGCCAUGGAUCCAAAGACUCUAAAUCAGUAUCGAAGAAGAAAAAGCACGAUACUCGAGAUUCAAAUAAUUCGGAAUCUCUUAGAAAUGUAAUAAAACCGAACACAUCGAUGGAAAAAGAAUCGUUAAAUUCGGAAAAUGGAAUAGGAACAGAGGCUAGUCACCUCAAAUGUACCGACAAAAAUAGUUUUCUAGAUCUCCAUAAACGAAAGGUAGGAAAACGUAUGAAAAAGAAGAUGGAUGACAACGAAGACAUAAAGAAACUUACUGGUAUACGAAGGAAGAAAAAGAAGAAGAAAAAGAAGAGAAAGAAAGCGAAGAGUCAGGAAAAUAUGUUUGACAUACCGGAGGUGAAAACUAAAUGGAAAUUGAUAAAAAGAAAUUUAUUGAGUAUUUCAAACAUAAAAAGAAAUAAGGGAAUCGAUCAGUCUGAGGCCUUGAAAUUGGUAAAAAGAAAUUUGUUGACCAUUCCAAAAAUAAAAAUAAAAAUGGGAAUAGAUGAGUCUAAGAUUUUGGGAGUGGCAAAAAAGAAUUUGUCGAGUAUUUCGAAAAGAAAAAAAAGAAUGAUGAUAAAUGAAUCUAAGGUUUUGAGAUUGGCAAAGAGGAAUUUGUUGAGUAUUCAAGAAAAUAUGGAAAUGGAUGAAUCAAAGGCCUUGAAAACGAAAGGAGAAACGAAUAAAGAAUCGAAAUCGACUUUGGUAAGACAGAGGCAAUCUAAAACAGAUGGUAAACAAGUCCGUGGUGGACAGGAUUGUUCGAAUCGCGAUCAGUCGUUGGACGUUGACGAAUCGAAAUACUCUGAAUCUGCCCACUGCCUUCGCUUCAGUGAUCUGUGGUAUUCUGUUUAUCGCUUGGAUGAACCGAUAUUAGACCAAGCAGUGUCUCUUCAAUUAUAUGAAAAACGAAGUUUACCUGAUGGUACUACUCGAUGGGAAGAUUUAACUCGUUCCAUGAUUAGAUUAGAUAAUUUUGCAAGACGUUACAGAAGCAAUGACGAUACUCUUGCGUUUACUUAUCGUGCUACAAAAAAAGUAUCGAAACAGUUUCCUGCUACUUUGGACGUUAGAAAGGAUCGAUUGCUGAUACCAUCUUCUGUUUCUACUGGAAAAGAUUUCAAAAUCAGCCAAUCUAAAGAUGCAUUUGAAGAAUAUCUGAUUGUAAGAGCUAGCGAAAUCAGCAAGGAUGGAAACGAAUGCGACAAAGUUGGCGUGGGAUUUAAAGCAUUCGUUGAACAACCGGAUCGUUGUGGACGUCUUGAAGGAACCUGUUUGAAAAAUCAACCUUUAUCUUAUUGGAAACAUGACAGGGAAGCACGGGAAGCUGGGCGAGCUGGUUGUUACUUCUUGAGCAAUUUCGCGUCUGUGCCGAGAGAGGCCAUCAAGUACAACGUGAGCGGAAGCGGAAGCGGCGAGUUCCUUGCUCUGGAGUACCAUUCCCCGCACGUGUCUGCGAUCGACAUUGAAGUCAGGAACGACUACAAUAGCGUCGCCAGUGCAGGGCCGUUUGGACGUAUAACUCAUAUAUACGUGGACAGUACAUCUUUAAUACACACGAUCGUAAUGAUCGUGAUACGGAACGUGGGAUCAACACCAUCGAUUUAUCGUCCUAGAAUCGUUAACUGUCCUCAAGGACUUCCGGCAUCUUGGUCGAACGUGAAAGGCCUUGUGCAGAUAAUUUUACCACGACAAAAUAGAAGAAUAGUCUUUGAUCUCUACGGCGAACUUCCUUUCAAUGAAUUCGAAUGUACCGUGGAGCUGUUAGAUCGUCUUGGGAAAACUGUGGCUACGAGAAGAAUGAAAGUACGAAGAAUGGAUCGUUGCUUCUGCGUUUGGCACUGUCUCUGCGCUUGCGUUGCUGUAGCCGAUGGCUGUCGACCGAUGUCAACGAUGCAUUAUCACGCAGCUGGAUUUCAGUCUCCUGUACCGAACGUCCCAAUGAGAUCUUCUUCCUUCGAUGGAAGUUUCUUCGACAUUAUAUUCUUACUUCUCUCUAUACUGGCACUUUUUCUUUUCAUGGGUGUAUCCAAGUGGAUCAUAGGAAUCUACAUUCCUGAGGUUAGUCGAUGGGGAUUGGAUACUUUGCUUAGAACUACCAAAAUGAGCGAGUAUUUCGAAGAUGAUUUAAAAUGCAGAUGUAUCGUUACCGAUGAGUCAGGUUUUCCAGUUCAUCCAGAUACAGGAAAUAGAUCGAUCAGAAUUUGUAGCAGAAAAACAGAGUUUCUCUUAAAUGUUAUAUUCUUCUUAGUUUAUCCAGUUGCAGUUAGUUGGCAUCAUAUACAAAAAUUCAUUAGUAAGGAAAGUGGAAGUUAUAGUUCGGAUGAAUCGAAAACAUGCCUGACAAGCGACAAAGAUGAGUACGAGAACCUAGUAACUGUGUGCACGUACGGCGACAGCAAAAAUUCUAAAAUGGAAGCGGAUGAUACGAAUUACGUCAUGAACGAGCUAAAGAAAUCUCAAGAAUCUUUACAAGAAUAUAAUAGAUACAAAAGAUAUCGUUGCUGCAUGGAAGGAAGGGAUAGAAAUAGAAAUGAUUAAGAUCUAUACCAAUCGAUCGAUGAAUCAUUAUCGUGAUCACUAUAGCGAUUUGAUACAACCAAAUGAAUUACUAUUAACGAUGAUUGAUCGACCAGAAAAGGAGAGAGAAUUCUUGAUCGAUGAAGAUCUUCUUCCCAUCUCCAUUCCUGCCACAUCCCCUCCCCUCCCACCGCUACCUUUUCUUCAACCCACCUGUUCCCCCAUCCCCUCCCCUCACCGUUCACUCUCAUCUUAGAAGAUUUCAUCUUUAUUAAAGAAAUGUAUAUAGACUAUAAGCAAAGCAUAAAACACUUAUAAAGUUUAACAUCGAAACUUUGCUUCGAUACUCGUUAGAAAAAGUUGCAUAUCUCUCGGAGGUAGCGUUUUCCUUCUGAAUUUUCGAAACGAGCUCAGAGAGAACUACAAAGUUUCUGCCUCUCUUAGUAACGAACGAAGAAAAUGCACGACGAAAUCUUCUCGUAACUGGAGUUAAACCGAAUUUUGUUUGUCCGGAUAGUCGGUAAUUCAUUCUGUAUUUACAUUCGGAAUAUUUAAAUGUUUUACAAAUUUAUUUGUAUACGUUAUUAUUAUAAAAUGAUUUUUAAUAUAAUGCAUAUACAUAUUGUACUUGUUAAAUCGAUCUUAUCUGAUAAAUGAAAUUGGGAUGAUUUAAAAGUACGUAGAAAGAUAAUGUAUGUAAUUAGAUUUUUAGGAUUUUAGUGAACAGAAAUAGAUGAAAUUGUAGAUCAUUAAAAUAUGAUUCAUAUAUAU